AUGGUUCACCAGGAAAAGAAGCUAAAGCAAUCCAACUCUUUGGAACAAUUGAAGGCCACGGGUACCGUUGUGGUUUCCGACACAGGUGACUUUGAGUCUAUUGCCAAGUACACGCCGCAGGAUGCCACCACCAACCCCUCGCUGAUUUUGGCUGCUGCCCGCAAGGAGGCUUACGCUAAGUUGAUCGAUACCGCUGUCGAGUACGGUAAGAAGAACGGCUCUACCGUUGCCGAACAGACCGAGCAGGCCGUGGACAUGUUGCUGGUGGAGUUCGGUAAGGCCAUCCUGCAAAUCGUCCCUGGCCGUGUGUCGACCGAGGUGGACGCCCGUUUGUCGUUUGACAAGGACGCCACUGUGGCCAAGGCUCUGCACAUCAUCAAGCUGUACGAGUCCUUUGGCAUCUCCAAGGAGCGUGUUUUGAUCAAGAUCGCGUCCACCUGGGAAGGUAUCCAAGCCGCCAAGGAGCUUGAGGAAAAGCACGGCAUCCACGUCAACUUGACCCUGCUGUUCUCCUUUUCCCAGGCCGUCGCCGCCGCCGAGGCCAACGUGACUUUGAUUUCGCCAUUUGUCGGAAGAAUCCUCGACUGGUACAAGGCCAGCAAAAAGCAAGAGUAUACCGCUGAGAGCGACCCAGGUGUCAUCUCCGUGAAGAAGAUCUACAACUACUACAAGAAGCAUGGCUACAAUACCAUUGUCAUGGGUGCCAGUUUCAGAAACGUUGGCGAGAUCAAGGCUUUGGCUGGUGUCGACUUUUUGACCAUUUCUCCAGGCCUACUGGAUGAACUCCUCAAUUCCGAGGAGCCAGUGCCACAGGUUUUGGACUCCGAGUCCGCCAAGGCUGAGGGCGACGACAAGGUCUCUUUCAUCAAUGACGAGGCUGCUUUCAGAUACGACUUGAACGAGGACGCCAUGGCCACCGAAAAGUUGUCUGAAGGUAUCAGAAAGUUCUCUGCCGAUAUCGUUACUCUGUUCGACUUGAUCGAAACCAGAGUUCAGCAGGUUUAA
This is a messenger RNA of Lachancea dasiensis, 1005 nucleotides long. The record is from the annotation of a GenBank genome assembly. Lineage: Eukaryota; Fungi; Ascomycota; Saccharomycetes; Saccharomycetales; Saccharomycetaceae.